GGCUGCAUCAGCGCAUGGUUGCAACGCGACAGCUUCGCAGUUCCUCCCCUCCCCGCUGCUGUUGUUAUCACAGCGAGUCCCAACACCGCACGGUCCAGAAUGGAGACCAAACCGGUCAUCACCUGCCUUAAAACCCUCCUCAUCGUAUACUCCUUCGUGUUUUGGAUAACAGGAGCCAUCCUGCUGGCAGUGGGGGUAUGGGGGAAGUUGAUGCUGGGCCCGUACAUCUCUCUGAUAGCCGACAACUCCACCAAUGCCCCGUACGUCCUCAUUGGCACUGGGACCGUCAUCAUUGUUUUUGGCCUGUUUGGAUGCUUCGCCACCUGCAGAGGAAGCCCAUGGAUGCUGAAGCUGUAUGCCAUGUUUCUGUCACUCGUCUUCCUCGCUGAGCUAGUGGCCGGGAUCUCUGGAUUUGUGUUUCGCCACGAGAUAAAGGGAACCUUUCGCAGGACGUACACCGACGCAGUCUUGAACUACAACGCUGAGGAUGAGGCGAGCCGCGCUGUCGAUAAUUUGCAGCACAAGCUGCGUUGCUGUGGAGUGUAUAACUACACUAGCUGGUUUGCCAGUGUGUAUUACCCAUCCAAUGGCAUUCCUGCCAGCUGCUGCUUUAACUCCUCUGACUGCAACCCAGAAGACCUCCGCAAUGCAACUAUAGCCCCGAACAAGGUCUACCACCAGGGCUGCUACGAGCUGGUCACUUCAUUCAUGGAAACCAACAUGGCCAUAAUUGCAGGAGUGACGUUUGGGAUUGCCUUCUCACAGCUGAUUGGCAUGUUGCUGGCCUGCUGUCUGUCCAGGAUCAUCACAGCCAAUCAGUAUGAGAUGGUCUAGCUGACGUGACGUGGCAGGGAGAUGAAGAGAAGAAGCAACAAAGAGCCUUGACACAUGACAAGAGUAAAUUCCCGAAACACUAUCACACGCCUGAAUUGGAAUUUACCUCCCUCCGUCUCUCUGCCUGUGAUUUUAAUGUAAUAUCUUAAUGUAUCUUAUUGUAAAGCACCAUUCCUCGACUCACUGCUGUUGCAUCAAAGCUUUCUAUACCACUCAUCACACUGCCGCUUGAUGUGGAAGUUGCUCAUUGGCACAUAUCUCGGAUCAGUACAGCUUACAACAAACAGGUUAGACCAGAGCUGUCUGAGUUGACAGCGGUGUUGGUCUCAGAUAGGUGAUUGGGUGCAACUUGGUUUCUUAGCUGGAUGCAGCAUGCUCCAUCGAUAGUUAUCAGAAGACCACUGCACAUCUUUGUACAGAAUGACAUUACUAAAGCUUGAAAGUAACACUUUAAUAGAUAGGUUUAGUUUUGCAUUUGACUUUGCUAUUGCUCACCAUUGUAUAUUCCUAUGGUUGUGACAUUAUGUGUACUGAGGAUGAUGUUUUAAGUUUAUAAGAAAAAUAAGGAAACUGGUGAAGGAAAGAAUAGGGAGAGGUGUUUGAGAGUAUUUUUUAUCUGUAGACGAUUAUGUUAUUUUUUUAUCUUUAAUUUAAUUUAAAAGCAAAUUAUGAAGUUAGUUAAGUGUUAAAACUGUAAUUUAGCAUCACUUACAGCUUUAGUCUGGAAUAAAAACAUAAGACCACAGAUAACAAAUGUGAAUCACUCCGACUUAAAAUAACUUUACCUGAAUUUACAACUUCUUAAUAACCCUUAUGUCAGUUCAGUAGUUUUACUGUAGAAGAGAAAUAUAUUCAUCCAGCAAACAAACAAAUGAGAUCAUUUGAAGAACAAAUCUGGUAUGCCAUAGACUAAAGGCCCCGUCACACCAGAAAGUGACAAGCUCUCAGUUCACAAUUAUGUUAGCUAGUUCACUAGCACAACUUCACAGUAACAGUUUAUGCCAAAGAUGGAUUUGUACCAUCUACUCCUGUCUCGUCAUUUAUACUGAGACAGAGGACAGUGGAUGCCACAGUAGACCCUUUGCAUUGCAGACAUUUUUGACUUGUCAACAUAAGAAAGGCACAGGCGUAAAUAACAACAUUAACCAUGGCCUCAUUCCUUUAAGUGUCCCAGUAAGCCAUCUCAGUGAGUGAGCAUGUAGAAUACCAGGACCCUGAAACUGCCUUACCUAAAUGCAAUGCAGCCAUUGUUGAUGUUUUUGAUUCCACCUGUCCUUUUCCUGUUUUGAUAAGUGGAAAUAUGGCUCUCCACCCCCUAAAAGAGCAGUUCUCAGCUGUUAGGACAGCUAGCUGUCGAUCAAUAAUGCAAGUUUGUGCGUCAAAGCUCAACAAAACUGAACUUGAUGCAAAGUUUUUGUAAUUAUUUUGCAUUUAGCAGUUUGAAUGCUGGUGUGGCUGGGCCUUUUCAGGCUCUGAAUCAUGCCCUCUAACACCCAAUUACCUUUAAUGUGUCAGUGUGUUUCAAACGGCGCAGCUCAUAUGAGUUGUCGUCUGAACACGUCCAGAGCUUAAAUUGUCUCUGCCUGUUCCAAAUGGCCACACACAAAGAAUGGAUUGAAAAGGCAUUUAGGAUUUUGCAUGCAGUGGAAAGUUAGAAAAAUGAUCACACAGAGCUCCUUCCUGCCAACUUCUGACGUCGGAAAGAUGUGUACAAGGGGAAAAAGUUUGGAUGCUGCUUGAUGAUCCACCAAGCAUUUCAUCUGAAGCAUGCUGACAAUUUAGAUUUAGUCUUUCUGGUUUAUGUAAAAAUAACUGACACAAGUCACGAUUUAGCUUUAAAGAGCAACUUAACAACAGCUGAAAAACUUUUUUUUUUUUUUUUUUGGCUGACCCCUUGUAGUUGAAAUUGUCACCUUGCUGCAGUGAUGUAGAAGUGUACCUGACAGCACAGUUGGGUGUGGUUACAGGUGCUCCAAAACAAGAAUAGACUUGAAAUCUGCAACCAAAAGAGGUCAGCAAAGCCAUGCUUUUUUAGCCUGCGAGGGUCAUAUCAGAUCAUUAGGGUCAUGAAAUGUUUCUACCAAUGGAAAGAAAUGCCAGCUGUCUGCUACAAUGAGUGAAGUCGACAUUAGAGAUCCAACAGUGUUCAUCUAGUAUUUACAGUACUCUAUGUAGUGCAUCAACAUGCCUCCAUCAUCAUCAUCACCAUCUGUAGAUAUGUAUUGGAAAUGUAAUUUAUAUGAUGUAAUGUUUCUCAUUCUAAUAUGCUAAUAUAUAAAUGUUGUGUCAAGAGUUUUGAUUCCGCACUUUGUGCUGUUAAUCUGUAUUUGUUUGAUAGUUUAUAGGAAACUCGCACUGAAAAAAUAAUUGUGGCUGAUGUUUUGUUGAGAGUAACGUGCAACAUGUAGCUGUUUCAAUUUAGCUGUAUAUUUAUUAUGGUUUGAUUGGCAUUAAGUUUACAGUUUCACCAAGUGGUUUUUUUUCUAUCUCUUUCAGUAUGUGUGCGUGAGUAUGUGUGAUUUUGUGUCUUUAUUUGACUAUCCCCUUAACCUUGAGUGUGUAUUUUCCUUGUAUGACAAGGCUUGUACGUGUGAGAGAGAGUGUCUUCAUUUCGUGGAUCCUGUUGUGUUCAGUUUUGGUCAGUAUUUGGUUGUGGCUUUUAAAAACUUUACUGCUUUUAAAGCUGUAAAUUUAUUUAGUGAAUGUAUGUUUUUCAGCACUCUCAAACUUUUUUCCCUCCCCUAAGCUGAUAUUGUCCUGUAAAUACUAAAUUGUAAUACCAUCCAGCAUACACAUGGGGUCACCAGACACUCAAAAGAAUUGCACCAUGCUGUCUACUAUUGACUAAGUCACCAUCAGUGGUCUUAUUAUCAAUAAAUAUACAGAUAACA
Molecule: messenger RNA, 3725 nt
Organism: Lates calcarifer (barramundi perch)
Lineage: Eukaryota; Metazoa; Chordata; Actinopteri; Centropomidae
Gene: tspan7
Product: tetraspanin 7b
Cellular component (GO): membrane
Source: RefSeq, a predicted model, not a curated record